Messenger RNA from Venturia canescens, 1700 nucleotides. RefSeq names its product interleukin 1 receptor associated kinase 4 tube (gene tub). NCBI's taxonomy places the organism in Eukaryota, Metazoa, Arthropoda, Insecta, Hymenoptera, Ichneumonidae. The record is from RefSeq and is a predicted model, not a curated record. Bases 172 to 1449 code for a protein of 425 amino acids. The transcript is spliced from 3 exons.
UUACUCUACUCUCUAGUCUCCUUGGUAAUACAAUACAAUUCGGAAGCAGCAAGAAGCAUUCCAGACAAGAUUCCAGACAUAAAGUAACUUGUUGCGUCUUUGGAGGUUAUUUAACGUGUGGGUAGUGUUAAAGGGAUCCCUUGAGUGACGUCUGAGUUGAUUUGACUAAUUAUGUCGGUAACGAAAAAUACGGAACUACGAAAACUUCGACCAGCAGAAUUUUAUAACUUUGCGUUGAUUCUCAGCCCUUCAGAUAAUUGGAAGAAACUUAUUAGCGUCGUGACCAGCGAUGAUAAUGGAAAUAUUCCUAAGUUUGGAGGCGAAUCUAUAACAAUAUUAGAACAAGCAUCUCGACACGAGCGGAAACCAGCAGCUGCAAUAUUUUUGGAAGAAUGGUCAACGAUGGGGCGAAAAAGACCAACUCUGGGUCUUUUAUUAGAGUAUUUGAUGAAGGCUGAACUUUUCCGAGCUGCUGAUUAUUUAGCAGAAGAAAUACUGAAAGUUGAAGCUCCAACGAGGCCAUCUCAUGGACCAGCAGUAGCAGUGAACGUGGAAGAGGCUUUGGCUGAAUUACUAGGACGUCAAGACCUGAACGAAACCGCAAUGGGCGAUGGGUCUGAUCCGUCGCAAAUAAAUUUGAGUCGAGUCGAUUAUCCGAUGCAUUUAUUAGAAACGGAAAAAAUUAGAACGGAAAGAAGUGAAAGUGACAACUAUGCAAUGGGGGAAAACGAUAUUGGUAUUUUUGAGAUGAGAUGUAAUCAGUCGAGAUCUCAUCAAGUUCUUGAUCCUGCGAGACCCUUCGAUCAUUCGGUAGCAGAAAACUAUUUGAGUUUUGGAAAAAUGGAGAAUUUGGGGGGUAAGAAAUCGUCGGAAUCAGGGCAGGAGCCUCAAAUUUCGGAUUUAAUUAAAUUCAGCACGAACUCCGCCGAGGGAUUGGAUGAAAAAAUUCAGACGAUUUCGCGUUCGGAUUUGAUUAAAUUUGACUCGGCAAAACUCGACGCACAUGAGAGAAUACAAAAUGAAGUGUGUGAAACGAUGUUACCAAAUUUUAACGUAUUACGCGGCGAUUCAUCCGCCAAUAAUGAGCAAAUCAUUCCGGAAGAAUCUCACGGAAAAGAAAAUUUGAUGCGAGAGAUGUCUUCGAGUGAAUUGCCAGUAAUACUCAAAGAAUAUGAGCUUUCGAAUUAUUUCCAUCGGGAAUUAACCACGUCUGAACUUCCCCUUUGCCUCAAUGAUCGAUCCGGUUUGGAGACCAUUGAAACUGAUUUUUCGAGAGUCGAAUCGUCCGAUGAUUCUUCCUCUAUUUCGAAUAACAACUCAUUGAGUCUUCUGGAUAUUUCAUUGGAUAGAGUGCAGUCGGAAAAAAUUACACUCGAAUCCAGCAUUUGCAAUAAAGCGUUCGAUUCUCAAGAACUUCCGGUUACAGUUCUGGAGUUUCAACAGCGGUAAUCAUUGAAAAUUUCCUUUCAUCUAAACGCUGGCAUCGACCCAACGCUUUUUUAAGAACAAACGAAUGAUUCUCGUUUUAAAAAAUAAUAAUCUAAAAAAGGGAUUGUUGGUACCAUGUGUGUUUGUGGUAAUUGUAAAUAAACGUGUAAUUUUAUAAAACGAAAUAAUAUUAAUGAAUUGAUCAUAUUGUAAAUAUUCUUACGAAUAGAAAAUUAUAUAGGCACGAAUAAAGAUAUUUUUGUUAUUUUCAA